AUGACAGAAGCGACCGCUGUGAUUCGCGACCAAUCUGGCUACAUCAAUGUCUCUUUAAAGAAGGAAUUCGAUGAGUCUUUGCAGUUCACUGGCCGGAUCGGCGGUGGUCUGUUGCUAGACCUGCGUCGCCGCUCCCCACUCUACCUCAGCGAUUGGACAGAUGCCUUCAUUUCGGGGAACCUCCAGAAGACAGUGACGACGAUCGUGUAUCUGUUUGCAGCAGCACUAGCUCCAGCAGUCACGUUUGGAAGCCAGUUUUACGAUGGUACCGGUGGCCAGUUCGGCGUGGCAGAGAUGAUCCUGUCCACUGCGCUUAGCGGGGUGAUAUGCUCCUUGUUUGCCGGCCAGCCGCUGGCCAUCGUAGGACCUACUGGGCCCUUCCUGGCUUACACGAUGGUUUGUUAUGACCUCGCCGCGGCUGUGGACCUGGAGUUCCUUCCCUUCUACUUCUGGGUUUGCAUGUGGUGCGCCGUUUUCACCAUCCUGGUGGCUAUCUUCGACCUGUGUGCACUGAUGAAGUACGUCACCUUGUUCACAGAGGAUGUCUUCGUGGGCCUCGUUAGCUUCGUGUACAUAGUGGAUGGGCUGCGGCCGAUCAUCCUGAAUUUCACGGAGGCGAGGCUGAGCCUGGAUGGUGCCGUGUUCGAGGCUUUGCUGUUUGCCUACACCGUCGGCACAGCGCUCUAUUUUUCGCAUUUCCGGCGGUCACCAUGGCUGACCAGACCAAUACGCAAUUUUCUCGCAAACUUUGCCGUGACCAUUGCGUUGGUGUCGGCUUCUCUGCUGGCGGCUGGUCCCAAAGCAGACAUCAGAAUGCUCCCCAUGGACGCUGACUUUGCCCCAUCCCUAAAAUUGGAGGGAUUGGAGAAGCGAAGCUGGAUAGUAAAUCCUGCGGGGAUGGAGCGGCCGCUACCUGCUUGGGCAAUUGCAUAUGCAAUUUUUCCAGCCUUGGGAUUUACAGUCCUGGGAUACCUGGACGAGAACUUGACUAGUCUAAUCGUCAACAGGCCAUCCAACAAUCUGAAGAAACCUCCUGGCUACCACUUGGAUCUCUUUGUACGAGGCCUGUUUCUUAUGCCCACCUGUGGCAUUCUUGGCCUACCCAUGUCAGUUGCUUCGACUGUUCCCAGCAUGACGCACCUGAUCUCUUUGACUACAUACGAAGAGAAAAGAGUUGAGGAGGGUAUUCGCAAAGAGCCGGUGAAUGUGGUAGAGCAGCGCGCGACAAAUUUCAUCAUCCACUUGCUGCUGGGCUUCUCGCUGUUCAUGGCACCGGUUCUACGCCUUCUGCCCAAGUCGGUCCUGCACGGAGUGUUCUUCUACAUGGGAAUCAGUUCGCUGACCGGAAAUGCUUUGUUCAAUCGGAUGUGCCUAUGGAUGAUCUGGGACACGACCAAAUACCCAAAUUACCAUUUUCUCGGAGACCACAUGUCCGUACGGCGCGUGCACCUUUACACUGCCAUUCAGGUGGUGUGCCUUGCAACGCUCUAUGCCCUGAAGACGACCUCGGAAGUCGCUGUGGUCUUCCCUCUCUUCAUUGCAACGUUGGCCGUCAUCCGCCAGGCUUUGCGCAGCAUCUUUUCAGAAGUGGAGCUCCAGCUCUUGGACGACGAGCCGGUCAGGGAAGAAGAGGAGGAAGAUCCGGCGGCUGACAAGCCGGACUUGUUGGAGUUAGGCAUGAGCCGAGAGGACGAGGAAAAAGCGCAGGCAGCUCAACUGGCUUUGGAUGAAGGGGCAGAUGAUUUCUUGCCGCGAAGUCUGAGCUGCGAUUGA
Messenger RNA from Symbiodinium sp. CCMP2592, 1773 nucleotides. NCBI's taxonomy places the organism in Eukaryota, Dinophyceae, Suessiales, Symbiodiniaceae. The record is from the annotation of a GenBank genome assembly.